Messenger RNA from Nipponia nippon (crested ibis), 2343 nucleotides. The record is from RefSeq and is a predicted model, not a curated record. NCBI's taxonomy places the organism in Eukaryota, Metazoa, Chordata, Aves, Pelecaniformes, Threskiornithidae.
AUGCCUGUUCAAUUGCUGAAGAUCAUUAAAGGAAAAUCUGAGACUCCGCUACCAAGCCAUUUGCAGAAGGAGGAUUUGAAACACUUGCAAGAAGGCUUUGAUCAUACCAACAAAUACUUUCAGGGAAUAGUUAUUCUUUCCUACCCAUUAACAAAACUCAGAGAUGGGACAGACUUUUUCAAGGUCGUUCUUCAAGAUUUGGAUAACUCAUGUUCACGGAUCAACAGCAUCAAUAUUUUAAUAUAUGGAAAAAUGGCAGAGGAUUGUGCAAAAGUUAUACGCCAUGGGGACACCGUUGUAGUUGCAGGAUUUAAGUUGGCAAAAUCGCCUACAGCGAGAGAGGAUGGUAGACAUGGUUGCCACCUGGAGAUGUCUGAAGAAGCUGGAUCAGCCAUUUAUGUAUGUGGGUACCCAACUUUGAGUGUAAUUGGAGUAAAUAUUAUUUUUCCUUCUGUUGCACCAAAAUAUGUGUAUACUCCUCUGAAUUGUCUUAAAGAUGGAACUAUAGUGAAUUUGUAUGGCGUUGUGAAAUUCUUCAAGCCUCCAUAUGUAAGCAAAGGAACUGAUUAUUGCUCAGUUGUAACACUUGUGGACCCAUCAAAUGUGAAGUUAACGUGCACUCUUUUUAAUGGAAAUCUAGAUUCCCUACCAAAAAUUUACAAAGUUGGAGAUAUUGUUCGAUUUCAUAGAAUAAAGAUCAGGGAAUACAAUGGACAGAUGCAGGGAAUUACCAGUGUGGGAUUUGCAUCCUUGACAUUUGAUGGAACUGUAGGAGCACCAAUAGUUCCUCGAACUUCUAGCAAAGUGUACACUUUCAUGGAUGAAGAACAAAAGACAAUAGAAGAAUUACGUGUUUGGGCAGCCAGUAAUCUUUCCAUCUCUGGACCAGCAGCAAAAUUGUCUGGUGUUCAGCCAAUGCUGUUCUUUGAUCUCACUUGCCAGCUGGUAGGAAAAGCAAAAGUGGAUGGAUCUUCUUUUCUUCUAAAGGUAUGGGAUGGCACAAAAUGUCCCUACCCAACAUGGAAGGUGCCUGUGGAAGCAAGAGACCUGGAGGGAGAAAAAGUUCUUCUUCAUCAGCUGCGAAAUCUAACGGUGGACGUUCUAGUCUAUGAUAACCAUGUACAACUGGCAAAAUCACUUAAGAUUGGAAGUUUUCUGAGAAUUUACAGUAUUCAUACGAAACAAGCAAAUGCUGACAAUGAAGAUGUCUCACAUAUAGAAUUUCAUCUUCAUGGUGGCACGUGUUAUGGUCGAGGAAUAGGAGUCUUACCAGAAAGUAACCCGGAUGUUAAGGAGCUGAAAGCUUUCUUAGAAUCUGUGGAUCUGGCAGACAGUCAGAAUAUAGAAAGCAUGUCUUCAAUGGAAUUAGAUGGCACUUUUAACAAUGUUACAGAUCUUGAAUCACACUUACAGAGAUGUCAGCAGUUAUCUGUUACAGUAUUAACAGAUCAUCAGGAUUUGAAUAACACAGAACUGAAAACCAUUCUGAACAGCACGGCUCCUCAACAGUAUCGCAUUAGAGCAAAGCUGAGGACUUAUAAACCCCAGAAGCUCUAUCAGUGUAUUAAACUUCAUUGUUCCAAAUGCAACUCUUUGCAAGAAGUUCCAGAUGGAGAUGACUUUGACUUUAUUUUACAAGGCUCUGCCGUUACUGCCCCAAAUCCAGAAUUACACAAUACAUCCUGGUAUGAUUCUGCAAUGUGGACUACACAAGACCAGAAACAAAGGAAAAUAGCUAUCCAUUUUGUAAAGCAUGAUGAAAUGCUUCAACAGCCUGAAGAUACUUUACUUAUGAUAGAAGGUGGAACACUAAAAGAAGUCUGGAAGCUUACAAAAAGAUUUAAAUGUGUUAUUCCUGUGAGAUCCACAGAAGAUGACCUUGAGUUAUUAGAUCUUUCAGCUCCUUUUCUUUUACAAGGGAACAUAAAAUAUUAUGGGUGCAAGCAGUGUUCAACUCCAAAGCCUAUCAAGAGUCUAAGUUCCAUUGCAGCAGAACAACGACCAUCAUGGGAACCAACUGAAAUAGCACAAGUUUUAGGUAUUGAGCUGCUCCAAUAUGUUUUUAUUAUGAAGUUUACACUGGUUGAUGGAACAGGAGCACUAAAUGCAUACCUUUUUGAUUAUGAAAAGUUUUUCCAAAUUCCUGCUUCCGAAAUCUUAACCAAUAAUUUUCUUCAGCAAAAGAUGCAGAUGACCAUGAACACGCUCUGUCCUCCAGGAAGAAAAUUAGAUGAUUUGCCAUGGCUGGAAUGCUUCAUCAAGUCCUAUAAUGUCAGAGAUGCGAUGAAACAUCAAGUUUAUUACCAAAUUUUUGACACUACAGUUGCUGAAGAUGUUGUAUAG